Messenger RNA from Ornithorhynchus anatinus (platypus), 3401 nucleotides. It is a transcript of the gene VAPA, whose product is annotated as VAMP associated protein A. NCBI's taxonomy places the organism in Eukaryota, Metazoa, Chordata, Mammalia, Monotremata, Ornithorhynchidae. Gene Ontology annotation, biological process: neuron projection development. Gene Ontology annotation, molecular function: FFAT motif binding. The transcript has 7 exons. Gene Ontology annotation, cellular component: endoplasmic reticulum membrane; plasma membrane. The record is from RefSeq and is a predicted model, not a curated record. Bases 30 to 917 code for a protein of 295 amino acids.
CCCCCCGCCCCCCUUCCCCGCGCUGGCUGAUGGCGGCCGCCGCCGCCGCCGGGGCCAUGGCGAAGCACGAGCAGAUCCUGGUCCUCGACCCGCCCACCGAUCUCAAAUUCAAAGGCCCCUUCACAGAUGUAGUCACUACAAAUCUUAAGCUGCGGAAUCCAUCAGACAAAAAAGUAUGCUUCAAAGUGAAGACUACAGCACCCCGCCGGUACUGUGUGAGACCAAACAGUGGAAUUAUCGAGCCAGGGUCAUCUGUUACUGUUUCAGUAAUGUUGCAGCCUUUUGACUAUGAUCCAAAUGAGAAGAGUAAACACAAAUUUAUGGUACAGACAAUUUUUGCUCCUCCAAACACCUCAGAUAUGGAAGCUGUGUGGAAGGAGGCAAAACCUGAUGAACUAAUGGAUUCCAAAUUGAGAUGUGUGUUUGAAAUGCCCAAUGAAAAUGAUAAAUUGGGUUUACCUCUACCAGGGACCAAGUUACUCACUCCAAUCAGCAGCACCAGUUCUCUGGCGACACCUCCCAGUUAUAGCCUGAAGAAUGACCUGAAGGGACCAAUCAAUGCAUUCACACACAACAAGAAGCAGAGUGAUGUGGAACCCAGCAAAGCUACUCCUCUGAAUGCCUCUAAACAAGAUGGACCCGUGCCAAAACCACACAGCGCUUCCCUCAGUGACACGGAAACAAAGAAACUAAUGGAAGAGUGUAAACGACUUCAGGGGGAAAUGAUGAAGCUAUCAGAUGAAAAUCGACACCUGAGAGACGAAGGCUUAAGGCUCAGAAAGGUAUCGCAUUCGGAUAAACCUGGAUCAUCCUCCAGCAUGAUCCCCAGAGAAAAUGGCUCCAACCCACUCCCCUCGCUUCUUGUUGUAAUUGCAGCCAUUUUCAUUGGAUUCUUUCUAGGGAAAUUCAUCUUGUAGAGUGAAGCAUGCAGAGUGCUGUUUCUUUUUUUUUUUUUUUUUUUUUCUUGACCAGAAAAAGAUUUGUUUACCUACCAUUUCACUGGUAGUAUGGCCCACAGCGACCAUUUUUUCUGUGUGUACAGCAUCUUAUAGGCUUUGCCUCUAAUGAUCUCUCACGGUUAGAAAACACAAUAAAAACAAACUGUUCGGCUACUGGACAAAUUGUAUAUUAUCAGAUCAUCAAUAGCAGGUGUGAGUUGCACAUUAAGUCCUUUAUGAAAAUUCAUAAAUAAAGAAUUGUUCUUUCUUUCUGUGGUUUUAAUAAGAGUUCAAGAAUUGUUCAGAGUCUUGUAAAUGUUAUUUUAAUAAUCCUUUUAAAUUUUAUCUGUUGCUGUUACCUCUUGGAAUAUGAUUUAUUUAGAUUGCUAAUCCCACUCAUUCAGGAAUAUGACAAGAGGUAUUCUGUGGGGAAAUGGUGCCUCUUAGUGUAAAUUUUACCCUUUCCCUUUGCUAAUAUCAUGGCAGAAUUUUUCUUAUCCCUGGUGAGGCAGUUGUUGACUGAGUUUUUCAUCCUUACAAUCCUGUCCCAUGGUAUUUAACAUAAAAAAUAAAACUGUUAACAGAUACUUGUCGGUAGCCUGUUUGUGUCUCUUCUACCAUCAAAAGGGAAUGCCUUAGAGGAAACAGUUAAUAUAUAGGGUAUGGUAAUUUGAUAUUUGUAAUGCAGUCUCUCCUGUCUUUACUGCCCUAUUGAUCUAGUCUAUUAGGCUAUCUGUAUUUACAAUUUUAUUUUAAAAAAUAAUCCCACUCAGAGACAAGCCAAGUACUUAUCACCUUUGAGGCUGCUCUCAUAGCCCAGUUCAUUUUCAACAUCGGAGUUUUCUCGCAAAUUGUUAAACAGUUCAGAUGCUGAUCAGGCUUAAAUACUCUAAGGGGAUGAGUGCUUUCAGCACUUGUGGAAGUUGUGUGGACUGGAUUGGAUUUAAUGCACCAGUGCUUUAUCAGGUUCUUCGAUGGCUUUGGCUAGGACACCUUCUUUGUCCUAGCCAAGAACUUUUUAUCCGGUGUCUUAUUGCCUUUACCUUAACCCUUGCUGAAGUAGGUUUUCUUUACCCAUCCUGGACACCCAAAAUGGGUUUCCACAGAAAUUUGAUAUUAACGAGCAACCCUUGAGAAUCUUCCUAAUGGAAAACCAUUUAUCAGCUGUUUUCACAAAAUUUUUGUUAAUCGGGUCACAUUUUCAGGUUAAAGAUUUCAUUAACUGGGUCCGAUGCUUUCCUGCACUUAGUCUUCUGUCUUGCCUCACUCCGUUGCCCUGAUUGCAUGUAAAAUUGGAGGAAGAGUAGUAAUAUAUCCAGCGGUUUCGACUGUAUGCGUCCCAGCAUAAAGGAGGCCUUUAGAUGGCCGUGAUGAAGGAUACACCUAAGUGAAGUCGAACUUACUGACUUCUUGGCCUGCCAGAGCUGACGUGGUGCAGCGCAAAGUGUUAGACCCUGGUCUGUAAUGCAUGUUUUAACGCUCAGAAAAAAUGUUCUGGAGAAAAUACUGUCUCGGUUGCCUUUAAUUUGUAUUGUUUUGGUUGAAAACUGGUCACUUGUAUCAUUCCUCUCUGUGGUAACCUUUAUAAGAUCUCUCGUGUGUGCAAAGAAGACCGAAGCAAAUGCAAAUAAUGCUUACCUGUCACUGUUCGCAUGCCACCACAAGGUGUUAUUGCCAAUGGAGAAUGCGCCUCUUCCUGCAUUAACAUUCCCUCCCAAUCUGAUAACUGAACAAGCGUGCAAUCAGUUCACCAUUUUCACUCCAUUAAUACACGAUCUCCUCCCCCCCCCCCCCCAAAAAGCUCUCUGUCUCUGACCUUUAAUGGGGCAUUCUUGUCUAGACCACAUCAGAAAUUUCAUGAGCACUCUUCCCUUCCCCCUCUUUUUUUUUUUUUUCCAAACUCCAAAGGAAGUUUCCAUGCACAAGAACCAUAACGAAAUGGCUACUGUGCUCUGAUAAUGCUUCCGGGGAAGCAGCAUGUUUUUCUGAAUGGAAGAUUGAGGAAUAAAAUAGUGUGCUGGAGUCAUUUUAAAUGGGGUGUAUGAGAUUUCAUACUGAUGGGUUAUGGUUGCGUUGAUGAUUAUUGCUCAUUAAAAUCCAAGUUGGAGGUUUGUCAUGAAUGCUUAGGGAAAACUAACCACCUGUAAAUGGCACACAACUAUUUUGAAGUCCAGAAUAUGUUAGAUGGGUGGUACACGGCAUUCUGUUGACUGGGUUGUGAUAAAAUAUGCUGUAAUUUGGGAAGUGGAAAUCAGGCAAUACAUAAUUCUCCAAACCAGUAAACAUUACCAGAGGUGCUUCGAUAGUAUAGAAGGCUGUCUCGGUUUGUAGUAAUACCUUCAUAGCUGUAUAUAAAAGUGUAAUGCUCAAACUAUUUUGCUAUCAGGAGUAACUCUGAAUAAGUCCAAAUGUAUUCGGUGAAUUAUGGAAUAUGGAUUAAAUUCAGUUUGUCUUUGUUCCCUA